Symbiodinium natans is the source of this 504-nucleotide messenger RNA. Lineage: Eukaryota; Dinophyceae; Suessiales; Symbiodiniaceae. The record is from the annotation of a GenBank genome assembly.
AUGGUGGCACAGGCGCAGUAUCGGAAGCUGUCGGUCCGCUACCAUCCCGACAAGUGCCACGAGGAUGCCAGCUAUCUGGGAGACGGGGAGGAGGGGGCCAAGGAGCGCUUCGCCCGUAUUGCCGAGGCCUACGAAGCACUCAAGGAGACGGACGGUCAGCUGGCCUUUCCCUGGGACCAGUACCCCGAGCGCCAGCAGCUCAUGCCAGGCAGUGAGCUCAUCCAGACCUUGGGCUUCCUUGGGUUUGAGGCAGCUCAGACCGACCCGAUCAAGGCCCAGUUCAUGCAGCAGGUGGUCAAGGAGGCUACAAAUUGCCGGGUCCUCCUCUUUGAGAAGGAGACCAAGGAGGCAGAGCGGUCUGUGCAGGAGACCUGGGCGGACGCACUUUGUGUGGAUGAGCAGAGUGGCGCCAAUCACUUAGUGAAGGUCUACCGCCGCAUCGUGACUGUUGCGGAAUCUGUCCUGACAGCCGCCAAGGCAGACAUGGAGGAAGUUGACGAUUAG